GACAAGGCCCCUUCAGCGUGGCAGACCGUAGCGUACGGGGCAUUGUUUGCCCACCGAACGUCGGCUGCUGACCUCCUGCGUCCAGCCCGCAGCCGUGUUUGUCUCCCAAACACCAUGGGGCAGCGCAAGAUCACCAUUGUCUGGACUGGUGACGAGAAGCUGAGGCUCCGUUUUACCAUUCCCGCAGGCUGGGACGAACUACGGGCCUGGAAGCUUGCAGAGUUGCUCCUGGAGCGCCUCGAAGGGCAGCCCCGCGCCGUCGAUGACGUCACGAUGUCGCGGCGGGGUGGGGCUCCGCUCCCGCCGGACGCGCUCAUCUCUACACUGGCCGAGGGCGAGUGCGUGCGUGUGGCGCCGCGGCCGACGGUGACGCAGGCAAAGGAAGAGGCGCCACCGGUCGCGGCGCCGUGCCUGGCGAAAGUCGAGACAAGAGUACCGAUGGCCGGCGUAGCCAUCGAGUGCGACCUCGUGAAUGAAAAGGCGCCUGACAUCUCCCUGACCGUCGUGGACGAGCUUUCGAAGCAACGGCACGCAUUCACGUACAAAGCGGACCAGCCGGUGAGGGACGUGAAGCGGGAUCUCAGAGACGCGGAGGCGCCGCGGUAUCGCUUCGAGGCGCACAUGGGGUCGCUAUUCCUCGAGGUCGACGGCGCGUCGAAGCUGCUCGACGACUUCGGCAGUCUCUCCGAGCAAGGCGUCGUCUCUGGGUCUACGCUGAGGCACGUCGUCGUCUUACCGACGAAACUCCAAAGGACCGCCGUCGACACGUGCCCCGGCCCCUACCCCUCAUAUUGAUUAUAUUAACACUCAGUUAGAUACAGAUACGACAGAGGCGACGCAACGCCUCGCUUGCACAGUCCGG
Messenger RNA from Pelagomonas calceolata, 862 nucleotides. NCBI's taxonomy places the organism in Eukaryota, Pelagophyceae, Pelagomonadales, Pelagomonadaceae. The record is from the annotation of a GenBank genome assembly.